Molecule: messenger RNA, 1468 nt
Organism: Lotus japonicus
Lineage: Eukaryota; Viridiplantae; Streptophyta; Magnoliopsida; Fabales; Fabaceae
Exons: 4
Coding region: 279-1178 (299 amino acids)
Biological process (GO): regulation of DNA-templated transcription
Cellular component (GO): DRM complex
Source: RefSeq, a predicted model, not a curated record
UUAUUAGGGUUUUGCUUUCGGACAAAAUACCCAUUCUGAUUUCCUGACUCGAAGAACAACCACUGUGUUCGCUCUAAAAGUUCCGGCGUCGAAGAACAGACGACGACCACCGUCACGCGACGUUCCAGCAAGGCUCCGUCGCGGCGCUGAGUUACAACUCUCGUCUCAUCUCUCUGGUACGAUGCUGCUCCGUCGCGGCACAAAGGUUCCGGCGACUUCUAUUAUCCGGCAAGUCAAUACCUCUCCCCUUCAAGCUUCUCUGAACUCACUAACUAUAUAUGGUUCAACAAAGUAUAGAUUAUAGUUUUGUGAGUAUAGUCAGGACAAGCAAAAUGGACUUGCCUAAUCGUGAUAAACAACCUACUGUUGAUGUGAAGAAGACAGCAUCGAGAGAUCUGCAGAAUGAUAAUAAAAUCAUGGCGCUAACCUCUGUUGGAAGCUCUUCAGUUUUAAAGGAUAAGGAUCCUGAUACUGAUUCUAAUAGAAUUUCUGGCACGAAAAGACCCUUGUCUGACUACCCAGUGAACCAUCAUCUCCAACAGUCUCCAGGCAAUAGUACUGCAAAUGGACAUCUUGUUUAUGUCCGUAGAAAAUCAGAAGCAGAAUUGGGAAAGUGUGCUGCUUUUGAAAAUCCAACUAAUAAUGCUUUUUGUCAACCUCCAAGGCAACUUUGUAGCGAAGAAGAGACUGCUCUACCAAAACCUCAGCUAAAGGAGCCAAACGUUUCUUGUUUCCCAGCAUUUGCACCUUUUCCGUUGACUUCUUCAAUAAGCUCAUCUGGAAGGCCUUCAGUUCCUAUUUCUUGUGGAAAGUCUACCAUGAAGUUAGCACCCGUUGAGUCCAAUUGUGUGACAACUUCGUCUGGCCCUACCAUUGGUAAUCCAAAGGGAUUAAUUGAUAUGCAAUGGGAGGAGCGAUAUCAACAAUUGCAGAUGUUAUUGAGAAAAUUGGACCAAUCAGACCAAGUAGAAUAUGUCCAAAUGCUUCAAUCCUUGUCCUCAGUUGAACUUAGCAGACAUGCCGUUGAGUUAGAGAAGAGAGCAAUUCAGCUUUCACUAGAGGAAGCUAAAGAAUUACAGCGGGUUGCAGUCUUGAAUGUCUUGGGAAAAUCAGCAAAAAAAUUCAAAGCACCCGCAGAUCAUGACGAGUGUUCAGACAAGUUGAAGACAUCAUCAUGAUCUUCCUACUCUUUCAGUUGCAGUAAUUUCUCAAGCAGUGGGAACUUUGUGAUUGUUUAUUGUGCUUAGUGUUUAUCCUUAUUGUUUUAUCAUUCUCGGUUUCAUUCAGUUCAUUCAGACCAAGCUAGAGUAGAAAUAAUAUAAUUUAGGCCGAUAAUAGUAUAAUACAAGUGAGCAUGCAUUUCUCAUUGUUACUCCCUUCCCACUAUACACAUCAUCUCAUCAAUUGGUAUCAAAUCAUUCCCUAUUCAUCUCCUACAUAUUUAAUGCCUAUAAUGUCCCUUCCUGUU